Messenger RNA from Verticillium dahliae VdLs.17, 1932 nucleotides. RefSeq names its product anaphase-promoting complex subunit 2. The record is from RefSeq and is a predicted model, not a curated record. Gene Ontology annotation, cellular component: anaphase-promoting complex. The coding region runs from base 1 to 1932 and encodes 643 amino acids. Lineage: Eukaryota; Fungi; Ascomycota; Sordariomycetes; Glomerellales; Plectosphaerellaceae. The transcript has 4 exons.
AUGGCUAUAUGUUCUGACCUGCACGGUCUCGGUCAGCAGAGCGCGCGGACGCUCGAGAGAGCCGUGGGUGCAGGUCUCAUCAACUUGGCCUGGUCAAGCGCGGCGCUGCAUGCCAAGAGACUGUCUUCGUCAGACGAUGACAUGCCGGUCUUGCCAAGGGGAUUGAAGCCAGUGGACGAUUCUGGCAGCAUGGCAACGAGUGACGGGAGAGCUGAGGUGCUGCUUCUUGCAGAGCUGCACGAAUGGAGCUAUUGCAAGGAUCAGGCACCCCCGGUGCUUCCUGCCUGGCAAGCCUGGAUCCAAGGGGAACAGACAGACGGCUUUCGGGAGAAGGAGAUGCCGGGAAAGAGUCGGGGAAAGACAGUGUUGAUUGGAAGGUACCGGACUGUCGAGCUGAGCCAACCGACGCCACCAAUGCGCGGCUCACAGGCGCCUGGCGGCAACCGCGACUAUGUGAUAGGCUCGACCCCACCUUCUCGCUUCCACGUCCUGCCCCUGCUCGCCGCCUGCGCCGGCCACGGCGACGCGACGCAGGUGCUGCUGGGCAGCAUCCGCACGCUCGAGGCAGCCCACCGCCAGUACCUCUACGGCCUCGCCCUCAUGGCGCGCGGCCUGGACGAGCCCGCCGCCGAGCGUGCCGUCGACGCCUUCCGCCGCGACCUGCACGCCCUCAUCAGCAACUCCAUGGCCCCGGCGCUUGUGGACGCGCUGCGCCGCGUACUGAGCCGCCUCAUGCGCGUGCUGCUGCGCAUGCAGCCCGAGUCGCUGACCUCCUCUGCCAAUCCAGCGGCGUCGCAGCAUGCAGGUCGCCGCGGCGGCGGCGGCAGCAGCGCCAGCGCAAGCGACCAGACGGAUGGCGCCAGACGCGAGCUCCGUCAGCUGGUCGAGGCCUUGCACAAGGUCGGCCUUGCGGGAGAGAAGUUCCAGGUCCUCUUUGCCGAGAUGAUGGACGCCCUCAUGGUCGAGCACAUCAAGACGUCCUUUGCCGGGGCGUGGACGCAGCAAACGCAGACGGCGGCGUCAGCGGCACCACUACCGCCACCCAGGCCGCCACGAGCAUCCCUGCGCCGCGCGGGCUCGCUGUCGCCGUGCAUCGCCUCCCUGCACGACUGGGUCGAGAACCACUACGCGCGUCUGGCGGUUGAGGUAUUUGACCGCCUUGGCGCCGAGGUGGUCGCCUGGAAGCACGUCGAGGAGUGGAAGGAGAUUGCGGUUGGGCGCUUGGCGGUUACGCGCAUCCACGAGCUCUUUGACAUUGUGCUUCACUGGCCCGAGAGCAGAGACGCCCUCGACGAUCUGCGCGUGGCCGUGACGACGCCCCAGAGGCGACUGCAGCUGACCGACACCUUCUCGGCCGCGCUGCAGAAACGGCUGCUCCACCCCGGGCGGUCCACGCUGGACAUCCUGCAGGUGUACAUCUCCAUGAUCCGCACCUUUCACGCCCUCGACCACUCCAAGGUCCUGUUGGAGCGCGUGGUCCACAACCUUCAGCUGUACCUCUGCCAGCGAGAUGACGCCAUCCGCAUUGUCGUCACAGGUCUGCUGUCCGGGCCCGAUGAGGCGGCGGCGGCGGCGGCGGGCGGCGGCAGCGGCAUGGGCAGGCUGCAGGAGCUGGCUGCGCUGCUGAACGAUCCCGCGCAGCAGCGCCGGCAGACGGCCGAUGACGAGGAGCUCGACUGGAACGACAUGGACUGGGUGCCCGAUCCUGUCGACGCCGGCGUCAACUACAAGCGGCCCAAGUCGGAGGACGUCAUCGGCACGCUGAUCAACGCGCUGGGCUCGCAGGACAUAUUCAUCAAAGAGUUCCAGUCUAUCAUUGCUGAACGGCUCCUGUCCAAGCAGACCGAGUUUUCUCAGGAGGUCAAGGUGCACAACCUGCUCAAAAAAGGGUUUGGGGAGAAGGCGCUGGAAUGCGAUGACAUGCUCUCAUAA